Molecule: messenger RNA, 2711 nt
Organism: Linum trigynum
Lineage: Eukaryota; Viridiplantae; Streptophyta; Magnoliopsida; Malpighiales; Linaceae
Source: the annotation of a GenBank genome assembly
UAUCAUAAAUAGGUGAAAAAUUAUUAUUAUAUAUUUUUAUAAACAAAUAAUUAUUGUUAAUUAUAAAUAGAUAACCAUUCAUCAUGACAAAUAUAAUUUCUUAAAAAAAUGAUAAAUAAUAAUAUUUUAUUCCAUAAUAUCUCAUAUACCUCUACAAAACUACCAAAAGAAAAGGGGAAAAAGAAAGCUUAUGUGAAGGAGGAGUUUUAACUUGUAAAAGAGAGGAUAUUAAAAAAUAUAAAAAAAAAAUCUCUCACGGGUAGGAAAAAAGUUAUAGAAAAAAAGGAUCGGUUGAACUUUGAAGGAAAUAUAAAAAAAAAAUCUCUCACGGGUAGGAUUGGGGGAGAGGGGAGAGAGACAGAAUUCUGAUGGGAGAAGGAGAUUUAAAUGCUGACGUGGAGGCAUGUAUGGCAAUAGAUUUUGAAUCCCAACACUGACAGUUUGGGAAUAUGUUUAAAGGUAUUUUUAGAUUUUAGAUUAGAUAGAUAGAUAGAUAGAUAUGAGUAUAAAAAAUUAGUGAAUUAAGGGGUUUAUGGUUUUGGCGAUAGUUAAAUAGAUGCAUUGCCAUCAAUGCAUGCAUAAUAACAUACAUGUAUAUAAGAAACUCGGUGUAUUGUAGUUUGUAUCCAUUGGUUUAUGUGAUAAUUAUUGUGUUAUUUAAAUAAGUUAUCUUACUUUUUGGGUGAAAUGUCACUUUUACCCUUUGUUUGUAAUUUGUGUCAUAUCAAGCAAAUCAUUUUGAGUGAUAAUUUGUGUCAUAUCAAGCAAACAAUCUCACAAAAAACUUGAGAUUUAACUAUCACUCAUUUUGAGUAAUAGUUUGUGUCAUAUCAAGCAAACAAUGCAUGUAUUGUUUGUGUAGAAAAUUCAAAAUAACGAUGCAUUGUGGACAAUGCAUGUAUUGUAACUAUUUCAACCCAACAAUCACUAAAACCAAACCACCCCUAAAUAUGAGUGCAGGCUGUAAUUAUCUGUCUUUGACUACUGAAUUGGAUGAUUUAGAGAAUCACAUCUACCAUACAGGGAGGGACGCUUUGAUUGGGGUUUAUUACUUGUAGGAAACGUUCAACAGAAGAACACAAUGUGGAAUAACACACCUGGGAAUUGAAGCAGUGGAAGCCGCAACAACAGUUUCCCCUAUUUAAUCGACAUCACCGCGUCCACUGGAAAUUUCUUUUUCCUCUGAACUCUCUCUAAAAACCCCCUCUUCCAGGCAGUCGUGGGAGCUGCCGCUGGUGCCUCUCCGGCGACCGGUGGCAGCUCUCCGCCCUUUUUGUUUUUCUGCUGUCCUUUCCGUUUUCCCAGCUCUGGUUCCUUGCUUUGUUUUCAUUUUUCUGCAUUUUCGAGUCCUUGUUGCUUUGCUUUCAUGCAUGUUUCCUCCUCCCCUUGUGGGUUGUUGUCCUUCCCCUCUGAUGGGUUGAUUUUUGGCCCUCUGUUCUGGUGAUGCAGAACUAGAGAUGAUUGUCCGAUCUAAGAUGCAAGGAGGCUAGAUCUGAUUUCAUAUCUGGCUUGUCUUCUCCUCUCCUUUCCAAAAUCUACCUCCUUGCUCUCACCUUGCAGAUCUUGGUGGUUCGGAGAUGCAGCCCUUGGCGACGGAUGCGGUCUGGAGAGCUUGAAGACAGAAGAUCGUCUCCCCUCUACUUCCUCCGUUGUCCGACUGUUCGAGUUUGUUUGGCUUCCCAUGGGAUCGUGCGGCGGGAGGCGGACGUUUCGAGCGGCUUGGGGUGGGUUUCGUUGAAGAUCGUCUCUCCACCAGCCUGCCAUCCGGGUGGUGGAUCCUUUUCCUCUGCUUUCUCUUCCUCUAAUGUGGAGGCGUUGUUUGGUUCUUGUCAUUCGACGACAGUGGCGGCGGUUCCAUCCUUGGCGGCGGAGUUUCUAGAGGGGAGCAGUGGCUGCUAGGGUUAGGGUUAGAAAAUGUUUGUUUGGUCCUGGUCUUUGGGCCCUAUUGGGUUCCAGGCUUGCUGGGCCUUGUUUUUUCUGACUUUUAACCCUUGUAGUAUACUGCUUGUAUCUUUUCCUUUGGGCUUGCCCAUUGCAUUCUUAAUGAACCACACUUUCAAAAAAAAAAAAAAAACAGUUUCCCCUAUUUAGGAUGUUGUUGUCAAGCACAGAAGGGGAAACGUCGACUUCAGAGAGUACAAUGUCGGCGGGAUAAAAAAAAAGAGAUAUAAAGUCGGCUGUUGAACGUGCGGAGUCUGGUCGCUGGGAUCAAGUCAAAAUAGGUAGAAUCACAGAGAAAGGAGUGGGGUUGGAAAGCUUGCGAGGGAGCGGCGUCAAUGGAAUGGUAUUUGCGAUAACGGAACCGACUGAGAGCUCAUGCAGGAAGUGAUAAUCGUGAAUAAAAUGGCAAGGGGAAGAUGGAGGAGGUUUGAUUUGGAAAUUGCCCGGCAAACUUCCGGCGGCAGAUUUGGGAAUUGGGGACAACAAAUGCCUGCAAUUGAAGGGGAAGAGGGUUCGUUGGGCUUUUUUUUCUUUUCUUUCUUGGAAGAUGUCGUUGGGGUUGGGAACGGAGAAGGAAGUCUGAUGGGGAAGAUAUUAGUUGACGUGGAGGGUUGGAUGGCGAGAAAAUUUGAAUCCCUAAAUGGCAGUUCUGGAAAACGCUUAAUAUUUUCUUUAGAUUCUUUGGGCGGGUAUAAUUAUUAGGCUUUCAAAUUGACCAGAACCAUAUUCCAUUAGUAAUAUUUCUGUAACAAUAAAAAUAUUUGUAAUCU